AUGGUUAGGAGGGCCGGCGCACCUGUAGUGGCUCAUGGCCUGGAGGACGACACGGGCGAACUCGAUGGGGCCCGGGAUGAGCAGAAGAAGGACUGUGCUACUCGGUAUGGCACAGGCACGGCCCAGGGCAUCCGCCUUUUUACGAUGGGCAUGGGUGGCACAAACGCCCUGAUCGGUCCCACCGAGGCGGUCCCAGAAUGA
Gaeumannomyces tritici R3-111a-1 is the source of this 201-nucleotide messenger RNA. RefSeq lists its product as hypothetical. NCBI's taxonomy places the organism in Eukaryota, Fungi, Ascomycota, Sordariomycetes, Magnaporthales, Magnaporthaceae. The coding region runs from base 1 to 201 and encodes 66 amino acids. The record is from RefSeq and is a predicted model, not a curated record. The transcript is spliced from 3 exons.